Molecule: messenger RNA, 4185 nt
Organism: Kluyveromyces marxianus DMKU3-1042
Lineage: Eukaryota; Fungi; Ascomycota; Saccharomycetes; Saccharomycetales; Saccharomycetaceae
Gene: ADR1
Product: DNA-binding transcription factor ADR1
Exons: 1
Coding region: 1-4185 (1394 amino acids)
Biological process (GO): regulation of transcription by RNA polymerase II
Cellular component (GO): chromatin
Molecular function (GO): RNA polymerase II cis-regulatory region sequence-specific DNA binding; DNA-binding transcription factor activity, RNA polymerase II-specific
Source: RefSeq, a predicted model, not a curated record
AUGCAGACUGCAUGCUCUAGUAUGAGUAGCGAUAUCCAUGAUAUCCGUGAGAUACAUGGGACGGAGUCCAUGGGGACUGGAGGAGGAAGGAGUAGUAGGAGAAGAAAGUCGUCUCAACUGCCACUUCGUGGCAGUUUCAACAGUGGGAGUAAUACGAAUGGUGGAGGAGUUGAGUCAGGUAUUGUUCUGCCUCCGAAUAAUACGAAUAAGAAAUUUGAGACGUUGCCUGAGCAUUUACAGUUGAACGGUGUUACGCCCAGUGGGAAGCCACGGUUGUUUGUUUGUAAGGUUUGCACGCGGGCGUUUGCUAGACAGGAGCAUUUGACGAGACAUGAGAGGUCGCACACGAAGGAGAAACCUUAUGUGUGUGGUAUUUGUGAGAGGAGGUUUACGAGACGGGAUUUGCUAAUCAGGCAUUGCCAGAAGUUGCAUGGGGGUAACUGCGGGGAGUAUAUUCGCAGGACGUCGAGGAAAGUGCGGAAGGAAGCCAAGAACGCGGGCCAGGCGCAGGGACAGGGCCAAACAGAGACGGAAACUCUUGUUGGAACCUCAUCUGAAGGCAAACGGGUGAGAAAACGGUCCACUAGGGCGGACUCUUCUGCUAGUAGCGCAGCUAUGACCAGGUCUUUGAAAACAGCGGUAGCCGCCGAGUCACGUGUAGCAGCUGCAUCAGGAUCAGGAUCAGGAUCAGGUAAUACCGAUACUGUAGCUGAUAUAAAACCAGGGACCGGGGAAUGUUCCCCAGGUACAACUGAGGAAAAGAACCCCAGCCGCCUCUUCUCUGACACCAGCGCUCAGUUACCCAAGAAGAAUACAGUAUCGAACAUGCAUAGAAGAGUGUCGUUUUCUGCACAAUCGGGAGGCAACUACGCUAUCUUGCCCGAUUCAGACGCCUUUGCCAAGGAAAAGCCAGAGCGCGUCGAUUUUUCUACCCCACAGAUGUUGCCACUAGACUUUCUCGAUCCCAUGUCACAACUGGAGGAACCCACAGGCUUUAACCUUCUCGACAGGAACAACUGGAUAAACGACUUUAAUAACGACAUACUUUUAGGAACAGACGACCUGCAAGGAAGUAGUUCGAACCCGCGUUCGAAUUCGUAUUCGGAAGCCUCACCGGCGUCGAACGCGAACUCGAACUCGAACUCGAACACUAGGAACUCUUCUUGGGAAAUUCAAGGUGACACAUUGAAAAUAAACUCAUUGUUCUCCUUUCCAAUGUCACAGAGCGACUCCAAUCGCUCCAACACCGACUGGAAGACUUUAGCCGCAACAUUGAAACCGGAGAUCGAAGGUGUUUCCGCUAUGGAUUCCACGGAAUCUGGCGCACCUAGAAACUCUGCAGAUGAAAUAACAAACACUUUGCACAACUUUCAAUUGAAGCUAGACGAAAACGGAACCAACGGUGGUGUGGACUUUGAUAUGAAUCUCAACCAGAUAAAUGCGAAUGGAACUGAAAAUGGUACUAGCAAAAACUCUAUCAGCCCAGAUUUUAACAUGGUGGUUCUAGGCAGCAGCGUCAACCCUAAUGCCAUUCAUAGAAAUGGAAUCUCCACACACAACGGAAUACCGACGGAAUCACCUCCACUUCGCACCAACUCUAAUAUUGAUAAUGAGCUGAAGUUACUGCACCCAGCGGAUUUCACCCCAUCUAACGAUAUUUUAGAUCACGACUCCACAAUCAAAGGUAGUGUCGCUUUCAACCCUAAUGACAACUUAUUUAACGAAACAAGAAACAAAAGAGACGACAGUAAUUAUAAUUUAAAAGCUAAUGCUAAUAACAGCACCAAUAAUAAUGACAACAACAAUGAUAUUAAUAAUAAUAAUAAUAAUAAUAGUAAUGACAACAAUAAUGAUGAUACUAACCCGAAGAAGAGUAAAAUGUCACUACCCUCAUCUAAUGUUUCCAAAGAGCGUCAAAUUUUGUAUCCUAAUGAAGACAGUGACGAUAAGUCCCACAUAGACCCUAUUCAAUUACAAGCUGUAUUGGAUCCAGGAUACACUUUUUAUGACAUUCAAUAUCCACAACCAUGCAACAUUUCUAAGGCCUCUCCAAAGGAGCGGGAUGCAGAAAUAAACUUCUUCAACGAUGAGAUGAGAAGAUAUUGUGAAGAUGCUUUAUUGCAUUAUUCCAGUAUUUGUGGACCAGAUUACAAACCUUGUACUUUAUCGUGCUCUAAUGACGAGCUAAACACGUACUUGAGACUUUACAUCAAACGGUUCCAUCCACAUCACCCAUUUAUCCAUCCUUCCAUUUGGACUCAGGAUCAACAAGUUUACAGAUCAUACGUGUACGAGCAAAAUGCGUCCAAUAUCUCAUCAUCGGUGGACAAUUUAAUUCAUUACACCAACAUCAUCUGCCUACCAUUGUUCGCUGCAACCAUUGGAUCUCUAUUUAAGAACACUUCAUCUCGUUCAGCAAGUAAGACGAAAGAACUAUAUGAAAUUGCAAGAAGAAUAUUGCAUGUUUAUUUAGAUCGCAGAAAGAACCUAAAACAAACCGACAUGAACACUCCACUGAAUUCUAACUUGUGGUUAAUUCAAUCACUUACAUUGUCAGUAAUGUAUUCCAUUUUUGCAGAACACGAUAGUUCAAAUGUGAAUAAGUCUGAUCAAAUAUUAAAACAGAUUGGCGCAGUGUGCUCGUUACUCAGGAAUUAUUUCUUGCCAAUAUUGCGGAAGAAACCUCCUCAUUUAUCGUCCGAAGCUGAAAUAAUAAUUUGGGAAUCGAAGUUACGGACUACAUUAACAAAUUAUAACUUGUGCCAAUUCUUGCAAGUUUUCCAUAGGGUUUCGUCUUCUAAUUUCAUUAAAAACCAAGAGCUUCAAACAAUAAUGAUUCCAAAUGACGAGGCUAGGUGGGUAAGCCUCUCAUUUAAUUGGGAGGACACAACAAUAAAUUCAGAUCAUUUAUACCAUUUGAGUUUCCUACAAUUCUUCCAAAGCUUCCAAUUCAGUGAUUUAGGAUAUCAUACUAUCCCAGAGGUCUUAGUUAAUGCAAUGCUAUUUUUCGAAUACUCAACAAAAUUAUCAGGAAAUAACAUGACAGUUUUCAUUAACAAAAUUGAUACUAAGAAGUUAGAGAAGAAUCUCCCACAGAUUGAGCAGAAUGCAAUAACUUCCGAUUGUUUGAUCGGCGAUGCUAUUAAUUUGAAAAAUUCACUAAUUUGCUUAAGGCUCUUUGAUAAAUUGGACCCCCAUUUCUUUAAAGUAAUAUCGAAAUAUGGGUUAACAGAUCACAUCUUUGAAAAUUGUUUAUCGCCUAUACAUGCAAACAUUCUCUCUAAGAACUCAGACUCUUUAAUCAUUGACUUACUAGUGUCUGUGAAUGUAUCAAUUAAAAACAUUGCAUCGCUUUUCUAUUUCACAAAUGAGUCUGGAUAUUAUCAGGAAAUCAAGUUUAAUUAUUCUAAAACUUCGAUGUACCAAGUCCAGGGCUACUUUUACAAUUUCCUUUGUAUAUUGAAGUUUAUCCUUGAUUUCGAAGCGACACCAAAUUUCAAAGUGUUGAGUAUCUUUGCAGAGCUAAGAAAAAUCAUCGAACAAUUGAUGAUACCGAAAUUGAUAAAUAACUAUCCAACUGAAUUCGCAAAAUUUCCUGACAUUAUGUCAAUUUUUGAAGGCCCUUCCCCACAGAAUGCUGCUCCAAAUCAUACUUUCAACUUAGAACAUUUGGAGAAAUUAAUAGAAUCGGUUUUGGCACAGUCUUUCAAUGAUUAUAACUAUCUAAAAAUGCCGGUAGGAUCCGUAAACGCAUUGAACGAGUUUGAUUUCCACUCUUCUUCCGAAACAUCUGCUCCUAAACCAAGUAAGUCAUCAAUUAAUCUAAUGAGGCAUCAUGAAACUUGUAAACAAAAUGGCGCCAGAGUAAAACAAGGAUUCUAUGAGCGGUAUCACCUAUCAGAUAAAUUACUACAGGUUGCUAAAUGUUCUUUCCUUUUGAUCUACGAAUCUCAUGUUCACUGUUCGCAGCUCUCAAACUUUAUUGAUAUUUUAAACACUAUCCAGUCUAAAUUUGAUGACCAACGCAAAAUGACAAACAUUCUUACCAAUAGUGUUAACCAAGCAUAUGGUCAUGACACUGUUCCACAAGGCCAAAUGAGUAGCUAUUCUUUGGCAAAUAUGCUAAAUUUGCCAAACUCGAACACACCGCCUGGUGAUUACUACUUCAACCCCAAUUCACUUUGA